GACACACUUUUUUCUUUUUUAAAAACCUGUUUUAGAAUGACGUUUUAGAGGAGGCACGGACUGCUGCAAAAGAGUUGGUUCAAAAAAUAUCAAAGUGGGACACCGUCUGUAGAGGCUUGAAUAGUGAGUUCCCAAAUUCAAAUGCCGUCAAGAGAAUGCAACAAACUGCUGCAGAAGUGAUUGUUGCUGUGGGUAAAAGUCCAAGAAUAUCAGGUACUCCGAUUUCGGAAACAAAUCCGAAACUGCAAUUCGAAGUAGUCCACGAGAGCCCUUCUUUCUUAGCUGAAAUAUCUCGACUUGAAAUGGAAUUUUUCACAGUGAAGCGCAACCUUGAGACCAACAGCCAAGACUUGUCCAUGCUAUCAUUUAGCUUUGGGCUUACACCAGAGGAAAAGGAAAAUCAAAAUGAGGAGAUUCAACAUGAAGAGGUUCAGCAUGAGGAGAUUAAAACAAAGAAUGGAGAUGGCACAGCCCAAACAUGCAAUCUCACUGCAUUGGCAGAUGAUGUACAGAGUCACCCCCAAAUUGAACCUAUCCCAGCUUUUCCAAAGAGUGCAGUUCAAGGGCAACAAGAAGAAACUGUUCUUUUUCAGCCAACCCCACCAUAUACUCACUUUACAAGUCAAGAAAUUGCAUCCGGUCCUAGCCCUACUCGAAGUCCUGUAUUCAUUAAAAGACGACUUCAGCCCCAAAGGAAGAAAGAAUUUGCACGCGCCUUAUGUUCUCCUUUUUGGAUAAGAAACAUGGAAGCACUCUCACGGUUGAGCCGUGCUAAGAAGGUUCUCACGGACUACGUAUUCAACAAAUCUCUUUUACUUGGGGAAGUUUUGUACAAAGACAUGUUUUGUGAAAUGAAGCGAAGCGAUUUAAUAUCCUUUUCCGAAGGUGCUGCACUAAUUAAGCUUGCUGAAAUGGAAUACUGUGGCACAACAAGGUAGCGAGACCUUGUUGUCAAAACAGGAUGUGAUUUGUGUGGAUAUAGGGCCAGGUUAACAUUUGUAAUAUCCUCAUUUUGCUUCUAUAGGUGUCAAGCAGUCAUGAUGCUUGGAACAUUUUUCAUUUUAGUCCACUCUUUAGCUUGUAACAACUGGAUAGCUUUUGUACCCU
Messenger RNA from Cuscuta campestris, 1107 nucleotides. Lineage: Eukaryota; Viridiplantae; Streptophyta; Magnoliopsida; Solanales; Convolvulaceae. The record is from the annotation of a GenBank genome assembly.